Pyrgilauda ruficollis (rufous-necked snowfinch) is the source of this 3846-nucleotide messenger RNA. It is a transcript of the gene TMEM248, whose product is annotated as transmembrane protein 248. The transcript has 7 exons. Lineage: Eukaryota; Metazoa; Chordata; Aves; Passeriformes; Passeridae. The record is from RefSeq and is a predicted model, not a curated record. Bases 225 to 1169 code for a protein of 314 amino acids.
GCGGCGGCGGAGGCGGGGCCCGGUGCCGGGGCCUGUCCGUGUGUCCGGCCCGGGGCUGCCCGGGGAGCGGCCUCUCCCCCCGCUGCCCGUCCGCCCGUGCCCGCAGCCCCGGCAGGGCAGGACGAUGGUGCAGAGCCCGCCCGCACGGCAGCGCCGCCGCCUCUGAGCCCCGCCCGGCCCGGGGGCCUGAGCCCCGCCGCGGACGCCGGUGAACAAUCAGAAUAAUGUUCUACAUAAACCUGUUGGAGAACCUGAAGGUUUAUAUCAGCAGCCGCCCUCCGCUCGUGGUCUUUAUGAUCAGCGUGAGCGCCAUGGCCAUCGCCUUCCUGACACUGGGCUACUUCUUCAAGAUCAAGGAGAUCAAAUCCCCAGAAAUGACAGAGGACUGGAAUACUUUCCUGCUGAGGUUUAAUGAUUUGGACUUCUGUAUAUCUGAGAAUGAAACCUUGAAGCACCUCCUGAACGACACCACAACUCCAGAGAGCACCGUGACCAGCGGCCAGGCCAGGUCUUCCACGCAGUCCCCACAGACCCUCGAGGACUCUGGUCCCAUCAACAUCUCUGUCACCAUCACGCUGACCCUGGACCCUCUCAGACCUUUUGGGGGAUACUCUCGCAAUGUCACACACCUCAGCUCCACAAUUUUUGGGCACCAGAUUGGACUUUCAGGCAGAGAAUCCCACGAGGAGAUAAACAUCACCUUCACCCUGCCAGCUGCCUGGAAUUCUGAUGACUGUGUCCUGCACGGCCACUGCGAGCAGGUCGUGUUCACCACCUGCAUGACUGUGACAGCAGCCAGCAACGUGUUCCCAGUCACAGUUCAGCCACCACAUUGUGUUCCUGAAACCUACAGCAAUGCCACUCUGUGGUACAAGAUCUUCACCACGGCCAGGGACUCGAACACAAAAUAUGCCCAGGAUUACAACCCCUUCUGGUGUUACAAGGGAGCAAUUGGCAAAGUCUACCAUGCUUUAAACCCCAAACUAACUGUUAUAGUUCCAGAUGAUGACCGCUCUCUAAUAAACCUGCACCUCAUGCACACCAGUUACUUCCUCUUUGUGAUGGUGAUCACAAUGUUCUGCUAUGCAGUCAUUAAAGGCAGACCAAGCAAACUGAGGCAAAGCAACACAGAAUUCUGCUCUGAAAAGGUUGCUUUGUCAGAAGCAUAAAAACCCCCCCUGUCCUCCUGAGAACGACGAAACCAUUGCCUGCUGAACCCAGCCUGGGUCUUAACACUCUGUGAAUCCAUUACCUUGCAAUGUUGGUUUAUUCCAACCAAAGACAUUUCAAAGUGCCUGUAAUUGAUUUGUACAUAUUUAUAAAAGCAGAAUAUCCAGAGUAAUUCUGAGCAGAUGUGCUUGUCCCCUGGCCCUGCCCUGGGACAGCCCCAUGGUGGUGUAGAUAACUCCACUGAAAAGGCUCCACAGAGGCAGAGAUUUUUGUCUAGCUGCACCUGGGCAGGUGAAGAUGCCUUUGCAAGUGUCUCAAACCAACCAAGAGAUGUUUGGUUUUUUGCCCAACCUGUACAGUGUGUUUGAACCAAGUAUGCACCUUUGAUAUAAUCCUGCAUUUCCAAAGCCACCAAUCUACAACAUGAAUUCAAUGUGUGUUUGUGUGGCCUAAUACUUUAUUCCAUUUGCUCCUUGCUUGCAAGAAAAGAUAUCAACGUUUUAGAUUUUUUUUUCUCUUUUGGAAAAAAAAAAAUACAUAUUCACAUUUUAAUAGUGCUGUAUUUAGGACAAACUUGUGCUUUUAUUCAUAGUAAAGAAAUUAAGAAGUGAAGUCCCAUUUUAAACUGUUACUUGCUGAAAAGAACUGUUUGAUUUUUUUGUUCUGUUUUGGUUUGUUUUUUUGGUUUGUUUUUUUGGUAUUUCAUUUGGCUUGCUGAAUGCCAGAGAACCAGUCAGCACAGAGACUAUCUGGAAAACUUUUCCACUUGGCCUCCCCUCCCCAGCCCUCCAGCCAGGAUCGUGUGUCUCUGCUGCAGAGCAGCUGUCUGUAAGCUUUUUUUUUUUUUCUAUUUUCUUUCUUUUCUUUCUAGAAAGUGAAACUUAAUAAAAAGAUGUAUUGUGUUAGCAGCCUGCUGGGGCUCUGCACAGCCUUGGUCAAGUGCAAAGAGUGAAAGGAAAAGAGAUCCCAGAGUCUGUUCCAGAGCUUCCCUCUGGGACUGUGCCUGCAGCUCUGAGGGGCAGCAGCCCCUGGCCCUGCUGGGCUCUGGCCCUUUAAAUUCAUUAAAUUGCCAUUUUCUGCUGUCCACCCAGGGGAAAAUGGCCACAAAAGUGGGGCUCUUGUGAGGAAGGUCAAAGAAACCACCCAGUGAAACCCCUUCUGUUCUCUGUGUCCAUUCUCCUGUCAGAGAUUUGGUUCUUGCAUUUCUCCAUUCUGCCUUUUGCUGGUUUUUCUUGUGGUUCCUUGAGCAGCCUCCUCAGUUUCAGGGGUCAGGCUCUCCUGCAGACACUUCCACUCCUGCUUUUAAAUCUCACUGGUUGCCUUAAUUGACUUUUUACUUUUCUCCCAGCUUUCAUUCAUUCCUUGAUUCCUUCCCACAGGCUUUUUUUCCUCUUCCUUUUGCUCCAAACUCCACAGAAGAAAAAAGCCAAGUAAGAAUCUCAUAGUCUCAGUGAUGCUGGCAGAAAAUUCCCAGUUUGUUCCCUCCAGACACCACUCCUGGUCUGUGUGUGUUGGGACUUCAGUAAGUUCACGAGUGUUAAGGGUGUUUGAGCAGUCACAGUUUUGUUUCCUCCCACAGUUUCAGUUCCCUAAGUGGGAUUACCUGACAUGUUUUCUUCCAGGGAAUGUUAAGGCAAAGCUUUAGAGAUGGCCUGGUUUGAAGUUUAGGGAUAAAAAGAAGCUCCCAAUUUUCUCCUGAUGCUGCUGUGGGCUGCUGCUGCUUCCCUGGGAUGAGGCAGGGGAGUGAAACAGGCCAAGAGCUUCUCCUGAGCUGUUCCUAAAUCCCAGCCUGAGCUGUUCCUAAAUCCCACAAGCCCAGCCUUCCGUGCUAAUCCUCAUUCCAAGAGCUGCCUCUGAGAGUGGCUGGAUCUUGGGCCCAAAGGCAGGAAUAGGAGAUGGACUGGGAGAGAGGAAUCCUGGAAAUACCCAAAAACCACCCAACAUCCCCCAAAGCAAAGCAAAUCCUUUCUCCUUCAAAAAAUUCCAGCUCCAAACGUCCCAGCUGGAAUUUGGGCUGUCGGGGGAACCAUUUGGGAAUGAAAGGAACCUCCUUGGCAACUUCUCCCCCACUUUCUGCACCCCCAGGAAUAUUAAAGAUUGUCACCCACAGAUGCAGAAGGGAGAACGUUGGAGAGUUGGAUUUUUGGCCUUAGUUAUCCUUCUGCCCCCUGUAUUGCAGCAGGGAGGUGCAGGCUGUCCCAGCAGGCCAAGUGCUGGAAUGCUGAGGAAUAUUGGAUUGUUCCCAGGCGAUGUACAAAGUUAAAUGCAGCCAAACAGAAGAGUUAAAACUUAAUAUUAAAGUUCAGAUCAUAUUGAUCUUUCCUUUUUUUGUUUUCUUUUUUCUUUUUAACUAUGACUUGAAUCAGUUUUGAUUCUAUUUGUACGUGUUUUCUUGUUCUUAGAAAGCUGCCAUUUUCUUUUUUUUUCUUUUUUUUUUUCAUUUUCUUUGGCAUUACAUAGAAAAUCUGAGCCUUGGUUUCAACCCUCUGCAGGUGAUUGUAGGGUUCGAGAUGGCUGUUUUUUGGUUUUUGUUUUGUUUUGUUUUGUUCUUACAUUUCACUUGUCUUGUUGCAUGAUGGUUAAUAGCUGAUUUGGAAAUGACAUUUCUCUCCUAGAUUAAUUUUUGUGUUUGUAAGAUGUGCAUAUUGCUUUGCAGAAUAAAAACUAUGAAGUUUA